Papaver somniferum (opium poppy) is the source of this 1647-nucleotide messenger RNA. Its product is annotated as mitochondrial substrate carrier family protein B-like. The transcript has 7 exons. Gene Ontology annotation, biological process: transmembrane transport. Bases 157 to 1251 code for a protein of 364 amino acids. NCBI's taxonomy places the organism in Eukaryota, Viridiplantae, Streptophyta, Magnoliopsida, Ranunculales, Papaveraceae. The record is from RefSeq and is a predicted model, not a curated record.
UUAUUAUUCCAAAAAUAUUCUAUUCCUAAAUCCUUCCGUAUUCUUCUUCUUCAACAAGAGAACACAGAAAAAUUCCACAGAGAGAAAAAUCUCAGAAAAUCAAUCAAGGGUUUUUGUUUCUCCUGAGAGGAGAUUUCAGGAUAAACUAACAAGGGUAUGCAAACAGAAGCUCGAGUUGGUGUGGUUGUUGACGGUGGAUGUGCUGGCGGUGGAGGAGGAACCAAAAGAACCUUUAGUAGUUCUGUUCAUGGUGGUGCUUCUGCUUCUACAAUUGAUGGCGGUGCCAGGAAUAAAUUCCUACCCCAAAAACAACAACAUCAUCAGCAACAUCAGCAUCAGCAACACAUCAGUACGGUGUCGCAACUGCUUGCUGGUGGAAUUGCAGGAGCUGUUGGUAAAACUUGUACUGCUCCUCUUGCUCGCCUCACCAUACUCUUUCAGGUUCAAGGUAUGCACACAGAUGUUGCGAAUUUGAACAAGGCUAGCAUAUGGAGGGAGGCGUCGCGGAUUGUACGAGAAGAAGGUUUCAGAGCAUUCUGGAAAGGGAAUUUAGUUACUAUUGUUCAUCGCCUUCCGUAUUCUUCAAUAAGCUUCUAUGCUUAUGAACGCUAUAAAAAUUCGCUGCAGUCCAUUCCUGGACUAGAGAGGCAUAGGGAAAAUGUUACUUCCGAUCUUUUUGUACGACUGGUGGGUGGAGGGUUGGCAGGGAUAACAGCUGCAUCCCUUACUUAUCCACUAGAUCUUGUGAGGACGCGGCUUGCUGCACAGACACAUGAAGUUUAUUACAGAGGUAUUUCACAUACUCUUCGUACUAUUUGCAAAGAAGAGGGUUGCUUGGGCUUGUAUAAGGGUCUUGGAGCAACACUGCUGGGAGUUGGACCUAGUAUAGCUAUCAGUUUUGCGGUUUAUGAGACGCUGAGAUCUUAUUGGCAAUCAAAAAGGCAACAGGAUUCAACUGUUUUGGUAAGCCUGGCAUGUGGCAGCCUUUCAGGCAUUGCGUCAUCAACAGCCACAUUUCCGCUGGAUCUUGUGAGGCGGCGGAUGCAGUUAGAAGGGGCAGGUGGUCGAGCCCGUGUCUACAAAACUGGCCUUUUUGGGACGUUUGGCCAAAUAUUCCGAGGUGAAGGUCUACGUGGUCUGUACAGGGGAAUACUGCCAGAAUACUACAAGGUUGUUCCAAGUGUGGGAAUAGUCUUCAUGACUUACGAGACAAUGAAGAUACUUCUAUCUGAGACUCAAGUCAGUGACUAGAAGCAAUAAUCACUGACGGCAUCACCAACACCAUCAUAAUCAUCAUCAUCAUGCCUGUAACAUGUCUGUUCUCCGGAAUCGUAAAAAGGCUCGAGUUUGUUGAAGUCUUAAAAAUAUGUUGUUACGUUUUAGCAGAACACUUCUUUUUCUUUCUUUCUUUCUUUCUUUGUCAUGGUGGUAAAUUUUGUUGUUGCUGCCGCGAAACCAUUGUUUUCCUUGUAUAGAUAGAUAGACAGGCAGGUAGGUAGAUAGAUAAAAAGUAGAUGCAUAGACAGAGAACAGAUUUUGAAUCGAAACGAAGUUGUAUCUUACAUAUGCUAACACUACUCCGAGAGAUCACAUUCCUAUUCAUUCAAUCAUUCAUCCGAUUUGCUGUAACUUGUUUGUAUUCUGCUG